Messenger RNA from Notechis scutatus (mainland tiger snake), 2648 nucleotides. It is a transcript of the gene SLC15A1, whose product is annotated as solute carrier family 15 member 1. Gene Ontology annotation, molecular function: oligopeptide transmembrane transporter activity. Gene Ontology annotation, cellular component: membrane. NCBI's taxonomy places the organism in Eukaryota, Metazoa, Chordata, Lepidosauria, Squamata, Elapidae. The record is from RefSeq and is a predicted model, not a curated record. Gene Ontology annotation, biological process: oligopeptide transport; transmembrane transport.
GGCCAGGUAGGGGGUAGGACUUGGAGUCCGGCCAAGGCAGAGGCUUUAAAGAAGCCGACCUCCAUCGCCUCGGUCCCUUUGCACCACAGCACCUGCCCCAUAUAGGACGGCCGAGAGCAGCAGCAAGGGCGGCCCAAAUGGAGGAAAGUAAAGGAAAACACAGGGCUGGUUGCUUUGGCUACCCACUUAGUAUCUUCUUCAUAGUCAUCAAUGAAUUCUGUGAAAGAUUCUCCUACUAUGGAAUGCGAGCUGUGCUUGUCCUCUAUUUCAAGUUUUUUCUCCACUGGGAUGAUAAUCUGUCUACCGCUAUUUACCACACAUUUGUUGCUCUCUGCUAUCUAACGCCUAUCCUUGGAGCACUCAUAGCUGACUCCUGGCUGGGAAAGUUCAAGACCAUUAUUUCCUUGUCCAUUGUGUACACAGUUGGGCAAGUAGUCUUGUCGAUAAGUUCCAUAAAUGACUUGAUGGAUGGAAAUCACGAUGGUGCUCCAGAUGACAUUAACAUUCCAAUAGCUUUCUCUAUGAUUGGUUUGGUCCUUAUUGCUCUGGGAACUGGUGGGAUCAAACCAUGUGUUGCAGCCUUUGGGGGAGAUCAGUUUGAAGAAGACCAGGAAAAACAAAGAAGCAGGUUCUUCUCUAUAUUUUAUCUUUCUAUUAAUGCUGGAAGCCUUCUUUCUACUAUCAUCACUCCAAUACUUAGAGGAGUGGAAUGUGGAAUUCACGACAAACAAAAAUGUUAUCCUCUGGCAUUUGGUGUUCCUGCUGCCCUAAUGGCUGUUGCACUGUUUGUGUUCAUAAUUGGAAGCAGAAUGUACAAGAAAGUGAAACCAGAAGGCAACAUCAUGGUCCAAGUCGGUAAAAGCAUUUUGUUUGCUAUUCGAAAUAGAUUUAAGCACCGCAGCAAACGAUUUCCCAAGAGAGAACACUGGUUGGACUGGGCUACUGAAAAGUAUGAUAAACGGCUUAUUACUGAAAUUAAGAUGGUCUUGAAAGUUUUGUUCCUGUACAUUCCUCUUCCUAUGUUUUGGGCCCUUUUUGAUCAGCAGGGAUCUCGAUGGACAUUGCAAGCCACAACUAUGGAUGGAAAUAUUGGUUCAAUUCAGAUUCAGCCAGACCAGAUGCAGACUGUAAACCCAAUUCUGAUUGUAAUCAUGGUCCCCGUUGUAGAUGUUAUUAUUUAUCCUUUAAUUAAAAAGUGUCACAUAAAUUUCACGCCUCUGAGAAAGAUGACGGUUGGCAUGUUACUGGCAGCUUUGGCUUUUGUUGUUGCUGCUGUGGUACAAAUUGGAAUUGAUAAAACUCUUCCAGUUUUUCCUGCAGAAAACCAGUUUCAAGUCAAAAUAAUAAAUCUGGGAGACACUAAAGCAACAAUUGUGACUGCUGGAGAGAACAUUCCCUUGAAUCCAUUUAAUGCGACGGAAUAUAUCACAUAUGAAAUGAAGAUGCCAAACAAUAUUGACAUAUCAUAUCUAAAUGGAUCUCUAACAGAAAAAAUGAUUAAUAUGGAGAAACGACGACACACUCUUGUAAUAAAAAAUAAUCCUAAAAUUGAAGCAAAUCUGUUUAUAGAUGACAUCACAGAAAAACCAGAACAAGGCAAUAAUAUGAUCAGAUUUAUAAACAGUUUGGAUUCAGACAUUAAUAUCACUAUGGGUGAUGUAGCCUUUGGAGAGUUGAGGAAUUUUUCAGUCACCAACUACACUGCUUUUCCAAGUGGAUCAAACAAUAUUGUUGCUAAAAUUGGUAAUAAAGAGUGUACAAUUCCAUCCAUGUCAUUUGGUUAUGGCAGUGCUUACACUAUUAUAGUCACAGAGUGUACUGGCAAGCAACUAAACGUUACAUACAUUGAAGAUAUUCAAGCCAACACAAUCAGUAUGGCAUGGCAAAUCCCCCAGUAUUUCAUUAUGACUUGUGCUGAAGUUGUCUUUUCAGUGACUGGACUUGAAUUUUCAUAUUCACAGGCACCUACCAACAUGAAGUCUGUGCUGCAGGCUGGCUGGCUAUUGACUGUGGCCUUUGGCAAUAUCAUUGUUCUUAUUAUAGCUGGUGCUUCAAAACUCGAAGAACAGUGGGCAGAAUAUAUUCUCUUUGCAGCAUUGUUGUUUGCAGUUACUAUAGUUUUUGCUGUUAUGGCCCAUUUUUACACCUAUGUGGAUCCAGCUGAGGUUGAAGCGCAGUUUGCAGAAGAAGACGAGAAGAAGAAAGAAAAAGAUCAACUGGAGAAGAAAAAACACAUAUAUGAAAAUGAAGCUGGACCUGAGCUACAAACUAAGAUGUGAAAAUAUGUUUGAAAUCAGAAUAAGAAUGUAAAUUAACACGCAGAACAUUGCACCUGAAGCUUCAGAUUCAUAAGGGACAAGCUGGAUAAGCUGUCUUAUUGAACAGGAAAGAGUAAAGAGUAUCACAAAAUGAACACCCAUGCCUGUGGCUGAAGAUUAAGAAAUCAGUUCUCCUGUGAAGAACAGAGAUUUUCAUUUUCUUAGUCAGCAGAAGGCUGCACUAGAUAAAAUCUGAAUCUAGUUGCGCUUGGCCAUUGUGAAAAGACAUUCAGAGUAUUAUUUUUAUACAGAACUACUUUAAUUUUAUAUGGAAGAAGGUAAAUAUUCAUAGCAAAUAGACAUUUAUGUCUCCUGCUAUUCAUGGCCCAA